AUGGAAUCUUAUAUUAAAGUGCAAAACAAUAUAUAUGAUCGAAUUACAAAAGCUAGAUCUAAUUUUAAGAAAUCGCCUAAAGAACGUUUAGCGAAUGAUGCGUAUUUAUCGACAAGAUUGGAUGCGCUUGAGGAACUUUGGUCUCAGUUUUUGCAAACUCACACGCAAAUUAUUCAAGUUUCGGAAAGUGAUAAAUUGAAUGCUACUACUUAUGUCAAAGCUGAUACAUAUGGCAAUUGUGAAGAACAAUAUAUCGAUUAUAAGUAUGAGUUGCGGGAAGCUCGAGCUAAUUUAACUGUUAAAUCAACCUAUGUACAUCAUGCGCCAGAUGGCAGCACCACAGCUACAGAUUCGAAUCAACAAGGUUUUAAAUUACCAAAGAUUGCUAUCCCACAUUUCUCCGGGAAAUAUGCAGAAUGGACGAGCUUUCGAGACCUGUUUUUGUCACUGGUACAUAGUAACCCUACAUUGGAUGACGUUCAACGCUUACAUUAUUUAAAAUGUCAACUCACUGGAGAAGCGGAACAGUUCUUGCGACACAUACCAAUAACUGCAGAAAAUUAUAAGUUAUGUUGGAAACAGCUUGAGGAUCGGUACAGCAACAAAAAGUAUCUUGCCAAUUGUAUCUUAAAGAAAUUUAUGAAUCAAAAAACUGUAACAACUGAAUCAGCUACAGCGUUACGCGAAAUAUUAGAUACUACUAAUGAAUGUCACAAUGUAUAUUCGUGUCGCCAGUCUUCCAGGUGUCGUAUUUGCAAGAAGAAACAUCAUUCUUUACUACAUCCCAAAAAUGUAUCGCUCCCAUCGGUGCCUCAAAUGAGUGAGGCAGAACCAGAUGCUAAGGAAGCAACAGCAUCUACAUCAACACAGGUAAAAAAUAUUAAUAAUAUCAGAGCCUGCUUUUCGCGUUUCAGUGGACAAGUUUUACUUGCCACCGCAUUAGUUAAUGCCAGGUCACACACAGGCUCAUUGAUCACGUUAAGAUGUCUCAUUGAUCAAGGAUCACAGGCUUCAUUUUUGACUGAAGCCGCUGCUCAACUUCUUGGGCUAAGAAAGAUUCCACACAAAAGCUCCAUUAUUGGUUUGGGUAGUGACCACUCAAGUUCUGUUGCCUCUAAAGCGAGGGUAGAAAUUGAGAUUGAAUCACGCCAUUGCAACUUUAAAAUUUGCGUCCAAGCUUUUGUGCUCAAUAAGCUCACCUCAGUACUUCCGGAAAAGAAUGCUGUUGUUAAUCUUAGUCCUGAAGUAUCUAAAUUAGUUUUAGCAGAUCCUUUAUUUACAACACCAAAUAAAAUUGACAUGCUCCUUGGAGCAGAUGUUUAUGGUCAGAUUUUGCUUGAAGGUCUGAUCAAGAAUUCACCCAGUUCAUUAAUCGCGCAAAAUACACAGCUGGGUUGGAUUCUAUCGGGUCCAAUUCAAUCCAGAUCGAGCUCCAGCACUAUUUGGUGCAAUCAUAUUCAUCAAAAUGAUGAAUACGAACUUAUGAAGAAGUUUUGGGAGCUUGAAUCGGAUCAAUUUGCCUCUGAUAAAUCACUUCUUACGGAGGAAGAAAUUAAAUGUGAGAAUAUAUACUCAUCAACUACUAGGAGAGAUAGUUCAGGACGCUAUAUAGUACAUUUACCAUUUCGAACCGAUGAUCCAAAUUGCAAAUAUGGUAAUUCAAAGGCUAUUGCAAUAAAACAAUUUAAUCGGCUUGAGAAUCGUUUAUUAAAAAAUCCUAAGCUUAAGGCUGAGUAUGCUGCUGUCAUAGAAGAAUAUAAAAAUUUAGGUCACGUGGAAACUGUGCCAUCACAUGAAGAAGAUUUGGCUGAUGCUGUAUACUUACCUCACCAUGCAGUGAUCCGAGAGGAUAAGGAUACUACUAAAGUCCGAGUUGUCUUCAACGCUUCUUGUCCAGGAACCAAUGGCAUCACAUUGAAUGACGAACUUAUGGUAGGCCCAUCACUACAACCUGACUUACGUCACAUUAUAAUGCGUUGGCGUCAAUAUCCAAUUUGUCUUGUCGCUGACAUUAUAAAAAUGUAUAGACAGGUGAAAAUAUCUGAAUUACAUACAAAUUUUCAACGUUUUGUGUGGCGUGAAGAUCCAGAUCAAAGACUGCAGCAUCUGCGCCUCUUACGAGUUACUUUUGGUACGGCUUCAGCACCUUAUCUCGCUGUGAAAUCAUUACAGCAAGUUGCACACGACGAUGGAGUAAAGUAUCCGCUGGCUGCUGAAAGAGUACUUCGUGAAUUUUAUAUGGACGAUUUUAUGUCGGGUUGCUUUUCUGUGGAAGAAGGUAAGCAAAUUUAUAAGGAAAUAACACAACUUCUACAAGGAGGUGGAUUUGUCUUGCAAAAAUGGAGCAGUAAUAGCGAAGAAAUAAUUAAAGAAAUUAACGAAGAUGUUGAAGAUCAAGCAGAAAACCUGAAACUAAAAAUAGAUGAAAUCAUGAAAAUUUUAGGACUUACCUGGAACAGAAGAACCGAUGAAUUUGAAUACGUAGUAAAACUUCCACAACUCUCUCCUCCUGUAACAAAAAGAAAGGUUAUUUCAGAAAUUUCUCGAUUAUUUGAUCCUGUUGGUUGGCUUGCGCCAGUAAUAAUUUCAGCCAAAGUUUUUAUACAGAAAUUAUGGCUCUCGGGAAUUGAGUGGGAUGAUGAACUUCCUCCACAAUUACUGAAGGACUGGCUCAAGUAUAGAAGUGAAUUAGAUACACUUACCAAAUUUAGUAUCCCACGCUGGAUCAACAUCAAUAAUGAUGAUAAAGUUCGCGAAUUGCAUGGCUUCUGCGAUGCUUCAAAUGUUGCAUUUGCGGCAGUUGUGUACUUGCGAGUAGUUAAUUCCAAUGGGGAAGUUAAUGUUGCAUUAAUCGCUUCCAAAACAAAGGUAGCGCCCAUUAAACAAGUUUCGAUUCCGAGAUUGGAGCUUUGUGGAGCUGUACUACUCACAAGACUGCUACUUGAAGUGUCUCAAGUCAUGGGUUUGGAGAAAUCUUCUAUUCAUGCGUGGACCGACUCACAAAUUGUGCUCGCUUGGCUUCAAGGACAACCUAGUCGUUGGAAAACCUUUGUCGCCAACCGAGUGUCGGAGAUUAUUACUUCGUUGGAACCGCAGCAAUGGCAACACGUAUCUACCAAGGAUAAUCCUGCAGAUUGUGCAUCGCGUGGCAGUACGCAAUGGGAUGUUCAACUCUGGAAGGAAGGGCCAAAGUGGCUGCAAGAAAAUGAUGAAGCAGAUCUUGAAGAAGAAAUAUACUCACGCUUUUCAUCUUUGAGAAGACUGCUCCGCGUUACUGCACUCUGUAAAAGACUAAUUAAAAGAAUGAGAAAAAAGGAAGUAGAGGAUCAGAAGGAUUGGAUAACAAGUUUUGAAAUAAGAGAAAGUUUAAAAAUAUGCGUUAAAAGAUGCCAAGAAAAACAUUUCGGUGAAGAGCUUGCAGAUUUAAGAAAUAAAAAAGAAAUAAAUAAAAAAAGUAAACUUACCUCACUCAAUCCAAUAGUUGACGAAGACGGUAUCCUACGAGUAGGUGGCAGACUGCAGCAGGCAAUCCUUAGUGAUGAGAGAAAACAUCCUAUCAUUCUUCCUCGUAAAUCACAGUUUACAACUUUGAUUAUUGCGGAUGCUCAUGAGAGAACAUUUCACGGCGGUCCCCAAUUGAUGCAAAUUGGUCAAAUGAAUAUUUGA
Colias croceus (clouded yellow) is the source of this 3666-nucleotide messenger RNA. RefSeq lists its product as uncharacterized. Lineage: Eukaryota; Metazoa; Arthropoda; Insecta; Lepidoptera; Pieridae. The coding region runs from base 1 to 3666 and encodes 1221 amino acids. The record is from RefSeq and is a predicted model, not a curated record. The transcript has 3 exons.